AUGAUGUCCCUGCAAUCUUUCUUCCUUCUUUCUCUUUUGGCUUCUCCAGUUGCCUCUUUUGGUGGCUUUGAUCCUGCUCUGAUUCAUCACUCCGUAUCCACCGCUACCUCGGCAGCUGAAUCUCUGAUCCACCACCAUUCUCAUGUCGUCGCAUCCUCAUCAGCAGCAGCAUCGUCUCCACUGGAUGCCGCUCAAUCUCUGUUGAAUGGCUACAAGAACCAGCUGGCAGCACAUCCAUUGCAAACCAAAAUGAUGACGGGUGCUACCCUGGCCAUGUGCGGGGAUGCCAUUGCGCAAUCCAAGGAAGAAGGACCCUACGAUACAACACGAGCUGCCUCGUUUGGAACCUUUGACAUGGCCUACCGAGCCCUCCAGCAUGCUAGCUUUCCUUGGAUUGUAGAGCACUGCAAGGGCCAAUUCUUGACGGCGGCAUUGGCAGGAAUCUUGGCGUCGACACACAUUUCCAUUACCCCGGACAUUACACAAAACUUUGCCGCCAUGGAACAAACAUUGGCAUCGCAAUUGGGCAUUGUUCCCUUUUUGUACUAUCCCGUCUUUUUUGGUCUGACUGGAUUCAUGCAAGGCUUGACCGUCUCGGGUAGUGUGGAACGCGCCCAAGAAAAGUUUUUGCCACUCAUGCAACGAAAUCUCUUGUUCUGGAUCCCUGUUCAAUUCGUACAGUUUGGAUUCGUCGAGGAGAGUCUGCAAAUCCCAUUCUUGUCCGUCUGCGGGCUGGGAUGGACAUUUAUCCUAUCCAUCAUGGCGGGUUCUACCAAAAACUACCAAGAUCAACCAGAGGACAAGGUCAACGUGGUGGUGCUGCCCAUGGAGGACGAACAAGUCAUCUUUCAACCUAGUCAUUUGGAUGCGCUUGGUGCCGCCGUGGUAGCUGCCACUGGUCAGCCAGAAGAACUUGGCAUGAUUGAGGAAGAACUGGCCAUCCCAAGCCAAAGGAACCAAACCAGCGGGGCGUUUGCCUACGAACAACCAUGA
Seminavis robusta is the source of this 993-nucleotide messenger RNA. Lineage: Eukaryota; Bacillariophyta; Bacillariophyceae; Naviculales; Naviculaceae. The record is from the annotation of a GenBank genome assembly.